Molecule: messenger RNA, 2055 nt
Organism: Rotaria sp. Silwood2
Lineage: Eukaryota; Metazoa; Rotifera; Eurotatoria; Philodinida; Philodinidae
Source: the annotation of a GenBank genome assembly
AUGUCUUCGGAAUGUUCUCUACUUUGUUCUCUUCAAUUAUGGACAUUAAAAUAUGCUGGUCUUCAUGAGCGCGACAUAAGUAUUCAUAGUUAUCAACAAAAACCACCUCCAACUAAACAAUCAAUUCUACCAUUUGUUCAUAAUACUUCACGUUCAUCAUCAACCAAUGAUAAAACACCUAAAAAAGCAACAUAUUAUGAUGAAUAUAAUGAUUAUUUUACAUCACGUUCAUUACCAUUUCAUAUAUCAAAUAAAAUUUUUCAUAAUUUACGUGAUAAAUUAAAUGAAUUAGAUAAUUUAUUAUCAACACUUAAACUUAUACGAACAAUAUGGUUAUGUAUUGAUACUAUUUUUCUUGCUUUUUCAAAUGGAACAUUUGUCUUUAUUUUUAUUGAUAAAAUAAGUCGAACAUUAAAAAAUAUUUCUGUUGAUAAAACAACAUUGGAAAAAAAAUUUCAUAUAACAACAACAAUAUCUGAUAUAUAUCUUAAUCCUUAUGGAGUCUAUGUUAUAUAUGAUACAUUAUCAAAAAUAGAUAUAUUUAAUUUUAAUAAACCAAUACGUUCAUUUGAUUUGAAAUUUAAUUUAUCUAAUGAAUCAGUUCGAAUAACAACUGAAGAAUUACCACCUUAUUCAAAUACAAUACCUGUACGACGAUGGUUUAAUAUUAAUCAUGAUCAUCGUACAAUAACUGUUUGGUGGUCAAUGUUAAGUGAAGGUAUAUCAACAAGUGGACAUUUAAUUGAUGGUGAUCAAAGAAAAUCAAGAUUUAAUUGUUUAUCAAUUGUUUUUCCAUUGGGAAAUGAAGAAGAAAAAGAAACAAUGCAUUCAAUACAAACAGAAACAUCAAAUCCUUAUUAUUGUUCAUCAACACCAUCUGGAUUAACUACAAUUGAAAUGAAUGAACAGGUCGAUAAGAAUACUUUAGAACGUUCGUAUGAAUUAAAUGUAUAUUAUCAUGAAAAUUUUCGUUCAGUACCUCUUCGUCUUAUUCAUAUUCCAUCAUUAACAUCUUCCAUAUUAUAUGUUAUUCGUUCAUCUAGUCAUACAAUACUUUGUUUAACUGAUGCUACUUUAAUUUCUAUUGAUGAAAUAAAUCAUAUUGAACGUUCAAAAUUAUGUGUAUUAACAAGAAAUUUAACUGGAUUAUGGUGGAUUAUUGAUAAUUUAUUAUUUUCUGUAGCCGAUGAACAAGGUUCAUUAGUUUUUUAUGAUAUUGCUCUUAAUCCAAUUUGGCCUAUUUUAUCUUCAAAUAAAAAAUUAAAUUUUCAUUAUUUCUUAAAUCAAGAUAAAUAUAUUGUAUCAAUAAAUCAAUUACUAAAUCCAAAUGUGUCUUCAUCAAAUUUAACAUUACUUUUACAAUUUUCUCAUGGUGGUCCUAUUGGUUUAAUAGAUAUUCAUUAUCCAUUUAAUAAUAUACAUUCAUUAUUUAAAUAUUAUUUAAAUUUUCAAAAUUAUUCAUAUAUUAUUGAUUUAUUAUGGUGUCUUGAUUGGACAAGACAAGAUAAUGAUUGUCGUUUAGCAAUAUCAUAUAUAACUCAAGAAUUAUUUCGUAAUAUAAAUAAUAAUGAAUAUUUUUAUAUAGAACAAAUUUUACGUACAUUUUAUUCACCACUUCGUCCAAUAUCUGAUGCUAGUAUAUUACGUAAUCGUUCAUUUAUAAAUCAAAUAGCAACAAAAUAUUUUUAUUAUUUAUUAAAAGGAAAAUUUUAUUCUCAAGCUCUUCAAUUAGCUAAACAUUUAGAAAAUCGAACAAUUUAUCUUGAUCUUUAUUAUGCAUGUGAUUAUGAUAAUGAAAAAACAAUUAUGAAUGUAUGUGCACAAAAAUUACAUUUAAAUACUGAUAGUGAUAAAGAUAAUGAUGAUGAAAGUGGUUUAUCAGUAACAUCAAGUGAAGAUGAAAAUGAAAGUGAUAAAACUGUUAAAGAAAAAUUUCCAGUUAUGAAUGAAAAACAAUAUGGAGAUAUUAAUGAAAUUUUAACUUCAGCUAUUGAACAUUAUAAACUUGACGAAAAUAUGUAUAAAUUUUUAUUAGAUAGAAUUCAUGCUAUGUAA